AUGCAGAUCUUCGUCAAGACCCUCACGGGCAAGACCAUCACUCUUGACGUGGAGCCUUCCGACACGAUCGAUGGCGUGAAGCAGAAGAUCCAGGACAAGGAGGGCAUCCCCCCGGACCAGCAGCGCCUGAUCUUCGCCGGCAAGCAGCUGGAGGACGGGCGGACCUUGUCGGACUACAACAUCCAGAAGGAGUCUACCCUUCACCUUGUGCUUCGUCUCCGUGGCGGACAGUCUGUUGCAAUUUGGUAGCGGAUGAAGUCUGUACAAGAGUCUGAGCGGAAUCGAGGAUGAUCGGCUGUUAGCUUGUCACAUUGUAACCGAGGUUCGUCGGAUGCGUGAGAAAUGAAGACGAAGCGGAGCUUGCGAUUCUUCGGGUAGUCUUCUUCCGGAUGGAAGUCGUGGAACUGUUGGCAACAAUGCUGGGACGAGAGUAUUACAUGUUUUGUAAUACGUUACAAAUGGUAGCUCUGUGACUUGACAUCUACGGUUUGCUGUCACAUGGUCUUGACCAACGGCUCUGCCGAAAAGGUGGCACGAAGUUGUUCGAGCAACCGCUCUUUCUGGCGAAAUCGCACCGGUGGUUUGCUCAGCUUGUGUGCGUGCGUGCACCUGCUGCUGCCUCGUGUGCAACACCUUUCGCUUGUCGGAAGAGGUGCAUUUUUCUGAUGGAACACACUCGGCCUCAUAUGCC
Messenger RNA from Ectocarpus sp. CCAP 1310/34, 691 nucleotides. Lineage: Eukaryota; Phaeophyceae; Ectocarpales; Ectocarpaceae. The record is from the annotation of a GenBank genome assembly.